GCGUAGCUUCAUUAAUAAUACGUUCGUCAAAAACAAAAGACGAAUAAAAACGAUAUAUUUUUAACUAUAUAUUUCAAUUGCUACAAGUAAUUUUAAAUUAUUAAAUAUAUAAAUAUACGUAUAAAUAGUUAAAAGGUGAAAAUGAAUUCAUUUACAUUGUUAUAUUUAAUUGUGUCGAUAUUUAUAAUUUGUGAUGCCUUCCCAAUAACAUCUAGUGCUGAGGAUACUCCUUGUGUAAACUGCGUGUCUGAUGAGACAAAAUCACGACCAAAACGGCACUUGAAAUAUAUACUUGGAGCUCUCGGUAGACUUGUUGUCGAUGUUAUACAUGAGACCCGCGUUUAUGCACAACAACGACGCUGGCAACGAGAGCACCAAAAAUUGAACACAAUUGCAAUCAUCGGCAAUGGAUACGGCAAUAAGAACCAUAUACAUAUAUCAGUACCUAAUGUUAAUCCAUACUAUAAAUAAAAUAUUAUAAAAUACUUAAAUUUUUAUAUUAGACGCGCGAUCAAAUUUUUUGUCGAAACAUAUAUGUUUGAAAUAUUAUUUUUCACGAAAAGAAAAUGCAAGACGCGCCUAAAUUUUUUUAUUGUUAUACAAAUAAAACGAAAGGCUAUAAUAAAUCCCGAAAAUCAGCCCUCGAUUAAUAAAUAUAAUUAAUUAUC
Nymphalis io (European peacock) is the source of this 668-nucleotide messenger RNA. RefSeq lists its product as uncharacterized. The transcript is spliced from 4 exons. The record is from RefSeq and is a predicted model, not a curated record. The coding region runs from base 142 to 471 and encodes 109 amino acids. Lineage: Eukaryota; Metazoa; Arthropoda; Insecta; Lepidoptera; Nymphalidae.